ACAAUGAAAAUGAUCAACAGUUUAAAAAGUAUGAAAGCCAAAGCUUAAGCACAUAGAUAGACCCACAAAGUGGGAUUACAAUUGUGGCGAAAAAGCCGUUUUAGACGGGUGCUUUCCCAAUGAAGUGGACCACUCACUUAAAAAGAUAAUAAUUUCAUUUUCUGCAGACUUUUGAAACCAUUUGAACAUGUGACCACAAAACUCUGUCCAAAAACCACAAAAACCCAAAAUACCAAAAAAAAAAACUUUCUUUUUCACUCAUCUUUUUUUUAUGCUAAUGUGAUUUCUCUCUCACUACUCACUACUCAUCUAGACUCCUCCAUAGCUAAGCCUAAGCUGCACCUACUACAUUAGCUUCCACGCGCUUUUAAUAUCACUGCCACAGUGGCAAAUCCACCUUCUUCACUCUCAUGGCCACCACCACAACAACCAUCAUCAUCUUCAACACCUUUCGCCGCCGUCUCAAUCGCACCUGAUCAUCACUCAUCUUCCUCCUCCGUCGCCGCCGUCGGAAUCAGUACUCCAGACUACAUGCUAGGUCUUCGAAACAUCAUUCUCUUACCUCCACCACCGCCACAGAUAGCACGGCCGUCUCCGUCGCCGGUUAUUUUCGCGGCGGUGGAAGAAAACAUAACAGAGAAAGUAUGCAGAGACUGUGGAAACAGAGCAAAGAAAGAGUGUUUGUUCGAAAGGUGUAGGACUUGUUGUAAAAGCAGAGGAUACAACUGCGCCACUCACGUGAAGAGCACGUGGGUUCCUUCCUCUGCAAGUACUCGCUCUUCAUCUUCGUCUUCUGAAAGGAAGAAGAAGCUCAAACUCGACAAACAGAGUUCCCCUAAUGUCUCGAUCCUUCAGACUACUACUACUUCUCGUCAAGAGAGAAGCUUCAAAGAGGGAUUACCGGGAAAAAUCGAAGCUCCGGCGGUAUUCAGACGGACGAGAGUAACAGCGAUAAGCAACACCGAGCAAGCAGAGAUUGGUUAUCAAGCGACAGUAACUAUAAGUGGUCAUGUCUUUAAAGGCUUUCUUCAUUACUAUGGUGUUGAUCAUAACAAAGCUUUUCCAUGUCUUUCUCAAAAAUAAUGAAACUACUUACUUUCAUAGGAUUCUGUAUAGAGAGUUACUCUGUUUUGUAUUCAACAUUAAGGGACAAAACAUUAAUGGGCCAUUACAAUCUUAAAGCU
Molecule: messenger RNA, 1184 nt
Organism: Camelina sativa (false flax)
Lineage: Eukaryota; Viridiplantae; Streptophyta; Magnoliopsida; Brassicales; Brassicaceae
Product: protein SHI RELATED SEQUENCE 6
Biological process (GO): positive regulation of DNA-templated transcription
Cellular component (GO): nucleus
Molecular function (GO): DNA binding; DNA-binding transcription factor activity
Source: RefSeq, a predicted model, not a curated record